UUAAUAAAUAUCACUGUAUAUUAUCAAGUGCUAAAUGUGUUCUUAUGUUCUAGGUUUAAUAAGCCACGAAUCAAACCACAGCUUUGAAAAUGAAAACAAGGAGCUACCACCAGUUGAAAUUACUAAUGCAGAUUCACAAUUAUCCAAACAAAGUUCAGACGAUCAGCUCUCGGUUGCAGUAUGCGAAGAGCAAGAAAUGAAAAUGGAAAUUAAUGAUGAUUCCAAUGCAUCUAGAGUAUCAAGCACUAAAACUUUUGAUACAAGCGCGAAAUCAGUAGAUGUGCCAGAUUCUCAAUCGUCGUCAGAAACUGUGGAGAUAACGUCAUCUGGCGAAAAAGUAGAAGAAAUCAAAAAGGUUGAGGAGAAACGCUCUUCGGAUAAAAAAUCGGACAAGCAUCAUAGCUCGCAUAGGCACAGUUCUCAUAAAUCAAAGUACGAUAGUAAGGAUCGUAAGAGCGACAAAGAUAGGAAGUCAGACAAGGAUAAGAGGGAUCAUCAUAGCAGUAAGAGUAGCGAUUCAAGUUCAAGAAAAGAUAAAGACAAAAAAAGUAAAAGUGAUAAGGACCAAAAGCAUGGUGAUAGUAAGUCAAGUUCAAGCAAAGACAAGGAGCGUGAACGUAGUUCUUCCGGUCACAGGCAUAGCAAGGAAAAGAGUUCGAAGCGAGAGUCUCACGAUAGUAAAAGUAAAGAAUCCGGCGAGCAUAAGGACGGUAAAAGCAGAACAUCGUCAGAAUCUAAAAGUUCUAAAGAUAAUAAAGAGGAAAAGUCAAGAUCACAUAGUAGUUCGAAAAAAAGUAGAGAUGACAAGUCUCAUUCGAAACAUAAUGGAAAAAGUUCCUCCGACUCGAGCAAAACAUCAUCAAAGGACAACAAAAAAAGUAGUGAUAAAUCAGAUAAAAAAGACAAACAUUCACAUAGUUCUUCAGAUCGAAAAAGUGACAAAGGAGACAAAGAUAAACGAGAUUCCCGUAAAGAUGUAAGGAAAGACGAUCACUACAGCUUGAAAGAAAAAAGGUCUCAUCGUCGCUCGACCGAUCGUGAUUCGAGCGAUGGCCAAUCAGGAACACACAGCUCCUCGGGCUCAUUGACCGAUUUAACAACGCCCUCCCAGUUACAAAAGUCCAGUCAAGAAUCGUCUGUGGUGGAUUCAGGAGCAAGCACUGGGGCCGAUUCUGGGAACUCGGAUGCUACCAUAUCUCUAUUAGCGCAACCGGCGGACAUUGCUUCAAUUCCAUGCAUCGUUUCGGAAGAGGAAAAUGCCAGAGUGUUAUCGAAUACAGUGCCACAUUUAAAGCUAAUUAAACCCAAAUUCGCUUCCAAUAUUUUUGAGGCGAAAAGGUUGAUGAAAAUCAGAAAAAAGUUGGGUAAAUUAGAAAAACAAAAGCAAAUGGAGCUAUUAAGUACAAAUAGUUCUCUAAUUCAUAACAUAACCGUCAAUAAUACAGCUCUGGAAAAGAAUAAGAACGACACUGAAAACAAAGUUGAAGAAGUUAAACUUCCUGCUGAGGACGAAACUUCAUUACAGACUUCUGUAAUAAGCAAAGAAAGCUGGGAUGCAAUCGAAGCCAAGUUGAACGCCCAAAAUAUUCUACAAGUCGAUUAUAAUUCGUACGUUGACGCCUCCGAAACAAUUAAGGAUCACAAAAUAGAACAAAGUGAAGUAGAAACUAAAAAAGAAGACGGCACUAAAAACGAAAAGCAAGUAACAAACAAACACGAUUUCAAAGGUUUUGGCAAGCAGCUGGUCGACGAAGCCGAACUUUGUCUAAAUAAGUCGAACCAAACCAUUACACAGUGGGAAUCUGAUCUUGCAAAGUUGUCGAAAGCGUACUUAAUAGAUUUGGCUGAGAAGGACAAAUCUAGACUUAAAAAAAGUACCGAGGAGUUUAGCGAUUUUAAUAGACUGCCCAAAGUUGAAGUUGUUGAUGUGACAAGUAACGAGAUCAUUAUUUCGCCUGGAAGAGGUAUUAAACGUAUCUCUAAUGAGCACUCGGAUGUGCGCAACAAUAAUAAAAUUAGCAAAGAGUUGGGAGAUCUUUUAAGUGUAAAGCUCAACAAUUCCACGAUUGAGCCCGCCAGCACACCGAAACAUAAAGGAAAAAAGGCAAAAUUAACGGACAGCGCUGUAAAUACCUUAGAAAAUUUUAAUUUGCCUCUGAGUCCAGCAGACAGUGAAAAAUCAUUUAAUAGCGAAAAAAGAAACGAAGUAUCUGAAGGUAGACCUAGGAGAAACAGAGCGGCAAACAGACAGCGAUACUCCAGCGAUGAUCUCUAUAAACCACGUAUGCAAUUCACAAGCACGCGUCGUAGAACUACUAAUAAUGAAAAGAAUUGAUGUUUUCACAUUUUCGUUUUUUAAUUUAGUAGAGAUUUACACGGUCUUAUUGCAAUAUGUAAUUGUUUCAGCGAGUACAUAGAAGUAUUCAUGUUAAGGUAUUUUUAUACUGCACACAGUUUGUUGUAUCUAUUUAUUAGUUAAUUUCUAAAAUAAUUGUAAAAAUAUUGUUGUAAUAUUUUAUAUUGUAUGAUUAAUAUUCGGCCAAUUAGAUUAUAGUCAAUAAAAAUUUCUAUAUAUGUUCUCUUAAUA
Messenger RNA from Photinus pyralis (common eastern firefly), 2587 nucleotides. Its product is annotated as cylicin-1-like. The record is from RefSeq and is a predicted model, not a curated record. NCBI's taxonomy places the organism in Eukaryota, Metazoa, Arthropoda, Insecta, Coleoptera, Lampyridae. The transcript is spliced from 4 exons. The coding region runs from base 35 to 2335 and encodes 766 amino acids.